AUGGGGCAUGUCGUCCCCCAGCAGCAGAUUAUCCAAAGUUGCGAGAGUAACCGUGGCUUCUGCGCAGGGGGGGAAAGCACCCAGGAGGAAAGCACACAUGGGGAAAGCACGCAGGAGGAAAUCACACAGGGUGAACACACACAGGGGAAAAUCACACAGGGUGAACACACACAUGGGGUAUUCACCGAGACGGGAAAGACGAGCCAACUUGGAGCAUCCUUCCAAACGGUAGCACAUUGCACGAACCGUGACGCGAACGAUGUGCUGUACCUCUACGUGCACAAAAUGGUGAACCUGUCGAAGACGCACUUUGAUAAUAUAUCCAUUUGCGUAAGGUUCACCAAAGACGAAAAGUAUCACUACAGAGGUUUCACCCUGGAGGAGGAAAAAACAUUCGAUUUUUUUGUACACUCUAAGAGGACGUUAAAUGAACUGAGGGAGGUAAUAUUAGAGGUGUGGAGAGACUCGAUUGGGAAGGACAAAAGGAGGAGAGGUCAACAGAAUGGGAAUUAUAACCAUGAGGAGAGUAGAGACUGCAUUGGUAUAGUGAACAUUCCCGUGGAAGAUAUUAUCCAAAAGGAACAAGUGAUGUGUUUGGAGAAACACUUGGAGAUGACCCAUCAGUUUUACGAAAAUAUGAACUUUAUGUUUUGGGUCAUUUUGGUGAGAGGGCAAAAAAACAGAGAAGAAAAUGUGCGACAGUUUUGUGAGAAGUAUAUCGAAAGUUAUGCCAAUGAGAGGAAUCAUUAUCUGUCGAAUGGAGGUGACUACACCGAUGAAUCACUGAUCAGUUCUGUCUUUGCUCCUUCGGGAGGAGAGCAGUCUGUGGGGAAGAAGUUCACCCUGUCGGAUAUGGACCCUCUGGGGGGGGAGGCAAAGUCAUCCAUGUCGAUCAGUGAGCAGUACUUUAUCUAUGACUCGGAGAGCGUGCACAAUAGGGAGUACUACGUGUACGAGUUACAGAGGGAAGUGUUGCAGAAGGACGUGCGUAGUAGUGUUCUGAUCGCCAGCGUUAUGGAGAGGGCCCGGAGGGGCGCGGCGAGGAACGAGCAAAGAAGCGACGAUCGGAGAAGCUAUGACGGAAGAAGUGAUGAGGGAAGAAGCGAUGAGGGAAGAAGCGAUGAGGGAAGAAGCGAGGAUCACGCUGAAGAGAGCGGCGGGAGGGUAAAUGGCAUCUACAGCGAUAUCGAGGAGGAGGAGGAGGAGUGGACGCAAAAAAGGGCGCUGCGGCAAACGAAGAGGGAGAGAGCAGCCAAAAGGAAAAAAGACCCAGCAGUCUACCUACGAAUCGAAUUCAUCAAAGAAGAACUGCUUCUACGAGGAAUGAAGGAACACACAGUCCACCUGAUGAUCACAGAUAUGAAAAAAAACACAACCAAAAAGAAUGAAAAAUAUAUUUUGAAAACACACGUUGAACAAUAUAUUGACAAAAUUUUCACCAAGUGGGAAAAAUUAACAAAUAAAUUAUUCAUUCGAAAUAAAAAGAAAAUGCUCCUAAAUGAUGUGUGUGAAUAUUUGGACAGUCUGUACAUUGACGAUGAUAGGUACAUUAGCAAAGAAGAAUUUUUCACUUUCUUUCAAGAUGUUGGUAUCGUUUUUGUGGACUCCACUGUAUUCGAUGAGUUGUGUUUACUGUUCUUUGACAAGGAAAGAAAAGAAAUCUAUUUCUCAGCAUUCUCCUCCCUAAUAAUAAAAAGAGGAGUGGAGGAACUCAAAAAUACUGUGUAUGGGUACGACAUUUUGUUGAAACUUUUUGGAUCCUUUUACAAGAACCAGGUGACAAUAGAGUUCCUAGAAAAUGAACUAGUAAAAAUUAAUCUGCAAACAAAGAAUUAUUACUCAGGGAGGAUUAAAAGGUAUUUCUCUUCCGAGGCACUGUGCAGUUCAUCCAUUGAUCAGGGUACUGCGGAUGAAAAUUUAGGACGUUUCUUAAAAGAGGAAGAAAAUGUGUGUUCUUGCACCUCUUUGUUGUUUUUACACUCCAUUAGGUUUAUACUGACUAGGUUCAACAAUAAGGAUUUUUCCAAUCAGGAUUUAUUUUUCCUGGUGAAGUACUUGUUGCAGACGCAGUGUAACUACUCUCGGACGGAUGCACGUGUCCUCGUGAACGUUAUCAAGGGUAUUGAGUCCGUUAAUUUGAGCUUCUUCCUGUCCCUCUACCAUAUGUAUGUGCAGAAGCACGCCUCGGAGGAGGGCCUACAGGGAGAUGCGCGUGUUGGGCGAAGCGAGCGCAGUGAGACAUCUCCAGGAGGCGAACAUGGGGAAGUGGAAGGAAAGCGCUUCCUCGUUUGUGACAACAUGGGGGGAAGCACAGACGAGAGGAUUGGUGACGGUAUGGGGGGAAGCACAGACGAGAGGAAUGAUGACGGCAUGGGGGGAAGCACAGGCGAGAGGAUUGGUGACGGUAUGGGGGGAAGCACAGACGAGAGGAAUGGUGACGGCAUGGGGGGAAGCACAGGCGAGAGGAUUGGUGACAGUAUGGGGGGAAACACAGGCGAGAGGAUUGGUCACAGCAUGGUCGUGUCUUCCCCCCGUGGAUGGGCCCAGGCGGAAGAUGGGGCACCCGACCAGGCAGGCGGUAUAUCUGGCCACGAAGUAGACCACGAAGUAGACCACCAAGCGGACCACGAAGUAGACCGCGAAGUAGACCACCAAGCGGACUACGAAUAUGUCCCCAAACAUGAGCGCCGCGACGAGGGAGGGCAGGUGUCUCUCUUCAUGCUGAAGAAAGGUGACAAGGAGGAAGCACUCCUCACGGGGGACCCCGAUAAGAACAGUGAAAUUAUUCAGGGGAACUCCCCUGUGCAGGAGGAGAAUACCCCCAGGGGGAAGGACCAAACGGAUGCCCAAAAUUAUGAUGGUGAGAAGGAACCUUGGGGGGAGAUUCGUACUAGCAUAACAAAGACGCAAACUAAGCGCAGCUUGGUAAAUGGUUUAAACGAUACGGGACGGAAGGACCAAACAGGUGCUCACAUGACUGCAAGAAAAGCAUCUAAUGACGCACCCUUAAAUGUAAAAAGGCAAAAACACAUGAGCGUAACGAACACAACGUCUUUUUGCAACACCACAGAUGAGAGGAAAAAUAACAGUAGGUCAAGGAAAGAUAUAAGGAAGGGUUUCAAAAAUAUAGUCAUAAUUCUACAUGGAAAAAUUGUGAGUGGGCUUAUAACUGUGGAAUACAUUUCGGAGUGUCUGUUUUGGUACUUUGGGAGAAGAAGGGGAAAGGAUCAUAAUGAUAAAGUUCAGUUACUGAUGCUAUUCGAUAUGUUGGGUCUUUACACGUCUUAUGAGAUUGCCCUGAAGGUACUGAAUUGGUACGAAAGAGAGGUAAUGCUAAACAGGGGAGGAGAUAACCAUCACGGUGUUGCUGCAAACGGGUUGGAAGCAACAGUGUGUGGGGGAAAUCAUUUUGAGGGACACAACCAUGGGAACACCUCCCUGCUGCAGGACUUCACCACCAUCAAUCACGAGCAUAACAUAAAGAAGAUUAUGGAAAGGCACUACCUUAACGAACAAAUCGGAGGAAAUAUAUUUUCAGGUAGCACGCUUGAAGAUUUUUUCGCUCUCCUAAAAGAAAAAGACAUAGGCAUAGACGCUUUCUCCAAAAAGAACAUUUUCACGUACAGCGAUUUUUACACAACAGUUGAGAAUCUCAGUUUGGAUUUCUCCAGAAAUUAUGUGCGCCUGUUGUUUUCUAAUUUGCUAACCUACGACUUGACGUCCUUCACCAGCGUAAACAGCAAGCUAAUUUUUUACGACUGCAUGGAGGCUUAUUGGCUGAACUGGAACAGAGCCCACUUUGAGUUCCACGGGGUGGAGGCGCACGCGGAGGGACACGCGGAGGGAUAUGCGGAGAGACAUGCGGCGAGACACGCGGAGAGACAUGCAGAGGCGCACGCAGAUCAGAGCGAGAGGGCCCUCUUGGACAGCGUCAAGCAGAGGAGAAAAGAGCUAGCCAUUUUUAAGAAGACAAACCAAGCGGAGACCCCAAACAAAGUCAGCUAUAUCCCCCACAAAAACAGAUUAGUACUUGUGCGAGAAGAAUGGGCCACUUCCGUGGAGAAGAAUGUCCCAGGGAGGGAUCCAACAUCGGGGGGAACCCAUACGUUGGAAACCCUCCCACUGUACAGUUUAUUCUUUUACCUUUCCGAGAAUGGCACCUUAAGAGGAGAAGAAUUAAUAAAGAACUAUUUUUUUAUGAACAUGUUCAGGUGCGAAAUGAACUCUGUAAAUGUGGAUGAUUACGCGAAUGAUACUUACACAUUUUACGAUUUCUGGCAAAUUUGCAAAGAGAAACGUGUGAGUAAGUCGGAGCGUAGUGAUGAUGACUCGUUUAGGGAGGACCUUCUAAGGCUGAUAGUGGUCAUAAAUGGGGACCACCAUAGUGGUAAGGAGGCAAUCCGGAAGGGACACAGUGAAGGGGCUAACCCAAGUGGAGGGAUAUGUCCCACGGGUAGACCCACCAUAACGAAGUCGCCCUCCUCACUUCAAACCCUAUUGAAGGGAAAGACUUACCUAUUUUCGAAGAAUUUCAAAAAAAAUCUGAGCAUUUUGCGGCUGGCCGUGGAGGAUCUUGGCAAGGGAAUCGCCGAGGUUUCUCAUUUCCCGCUGGGGUCAUGCCUGGGACGGAGUCGUAGCGCAUUAAGCCAAAGUGUCGUCAGUUUUAACGCCAAUUGGAACAGAAGCGGUAGCUAUGAUGCUGCUUUGGGGAGACGAACGGGGAACACACACACGGAGGAGGAGCAGCAGCAGCAGGCACCACUUGUGCAGUUUCUCAAAAGGAAUAAACAUGUCGUAGAGCACAUCCGGGAAUUUUUUUACCUGUUUGUUUUUUGUUGCAAAGUGGCGAACAACGAGUCGGUGGAUUUGUCCUUUCACGAGCAGGAGUGGAUCUUCUAUCGGGGGAAAUUGAAGGCUCACUAUUCACAGAGGGGGGAGAGAAGCGCGUCAGGAUGCACCCCGUCAAAGGGGGAAAAUAAACACACGUACGUACCUACUGAUGGUGCUGUGAGAAGAAAGAAGGACAGAGUUAAUCACUCCCCAUUUCUAUAUAAGGAAGUACGCAUAUGCUGUGAGGAGAAGAAAUUUACGAGCCAAGAGUACAAGGGGAUGGUGUAUCCAUACCUCCUUCUACUUUGCGACUUGCUAAAAAAAAUUGUUCACAUUUAUAAAGAUGGACAUGCUGCUUAUGUGACGAAACGGUUUGUUCUUAAUUAUGAGGAUAAAAAUGCGAGGAUAACUUUUUUGCAUCGCGUGGAAAAUAUUAUGACCAGGUCAGGCAGUUUUGAUUCCAAAGAGUGGAACAAAAUGUACAGCAUAUUUGAAGCGUUAGACAUCAGAAUUAGUGAGUUCCUUUUAAAUCUGUGGAGCUGUCUAGAGGUGAAUAAUUACAUAGUGAGACUCCCUAAUGGAGUUACCCUUUUCAACGAUUGUUUUAAUACCAUGUGGGAUUUGAUGAGGCCCAAGGGGAGUCGCCGUUCUUCCCUUUGGGGAGAUCUACCUACAGGGAGGAAGAAGGACUCUCCAGGGAAGAGUAUUACCCCCGUGGGGAGGAACAAAACGGAUCGUGCUUCUAAUGAAUGGAACGAACUGUACGUAAAGAAUGUCAAGUAUGUGAUUGUGUUCAACAAACUGGUGCUGUCCGAUGUACGAGGGAUCAAUCGGAGGAGCCUACUUCACAGUAAGUACUUCACACAGGACAAAAUCUUCACGAAGCACAUGACGAAUCUGUACGUGAGGGCAUUAUUUAAUGAGUGCAUUUUGGCAGGAUUAAACAUUAAUCGAUUGUUUGCACAUAUCGAUAAAAAAGACUCCUUCAUUUAUGUCCUGUCCAAAAAUUUUAAUCAUAUUUUUUCUGAAGAAGACAUGGCAUUAUUUGUGAAGAAGUACUCCUUCGUAGUGGAUAUGACAUCUCUCCAUUUGAGAAAUUCCUGCCACAAUUUUUUUUCCACCAAAAAUUUUUUAAGUGACCUGUACAGGCAAGGUGAAUACUACAAUGCGGAAUGGAAGGGAAAGUUGUUCAGGUUUUUUUUUAAAAAUGAAAAUGUAUUUUUUUGCAAACAUCAUCAGCGUAUUGUACAUACCAAUUUCGAACCAAUGGAUAAGCAUCAUUUGAUGUCAUGUGAUAAGCUUAAAAACAUUUUAUCCUUGCAUGGUUUGUUUCUUUCCUGGGCUGAGUUGUAUGACUUUUUCCAGCCGCUGAACAAAUUUUGCGUCAUUUACGACUCUAAGAAGUUUGAGCUGCACGAGGCGGGGAAGCCGGGCCCCUACAUCUUGAAGGCGUACAUCAACCUGCCGAAUUUGUUGCGCCUGGCUGGGGAGGCGGCACACAGGGGGGUGGAGCGGCACGGAGAGGGGAAGGCGGGUCCGAUCGGAGAGGGUCCCCUCUAAAUGGAAGAAAAUAAGUUAAACUCUAUCAUACCGGAUGACUUUGUUUUGAAAAAAAAAGAGUUUCUAAAUGGGGUUCAUUUAAAUUUAUUUCUCCUCAGAGAUAGAUUAGACACCUUAUUCGGAGAGGAUCAUUCCUCACCAAUUCAUGUGCAUCAGUUUGUUAAUUUUUUCGACACGGAGAAAGGUGCAGUCUCCUUUUCGAACUACAGAUUUGUGUACAACUUUUCCUACGAGUGGGUAAAUCGCAUGCACAUGAAGGAUGAAUAUGUGAGCAGGGAGUACUGUGAAGCGUUGCUGGCAGAGUUUCGCCUACCCAGCGUGGUGGAUGAUAGCGAUGGGGAGGAGAGAGAAUCCCCUCUCAACGUGACAGAGGUGCACGAAGCGUCUGAGAAGGAAUCCAAUGUGAAGAAAAAAAAAGAAAAUAUUCAAAACGGAAUGGAGGACGUGGCGCGGCAUGAGAAGCUUCUAUGGCGCAGCCUCCCGGAGAGAGACGCCACUCCGCGUGACGCAUUAAAAGACAACCGAGAGGACCCCCACGUGAAGGACCCCCUUUGGAAAGACGAACUCGUGAAGAUGUUCGAAAAGAACAUAAAAGGAAAGUGGAAGAAAAUACUCAUGCCGAUUUUUCACCGCAAGGAGUUCUAUGCACAUCGAUUUAGGAUUAUAAUAAAGGAGUUUACAGGGAUGAAAAAUUUUGUGCGCAAAAUGGAAAGCGAAAAGUGGAGAGGGGGGGGGCCCAACGUGGGUAAUAAUUCCAUCCACCCGAACACGCCCAGCCAGACGAACACGCUCAACCAGACGAACACGCCCAGCCAGACGAACCCUCCCAUCUCACUCAGCUACUUCUGCUGCUUCGCCAUGAAAGAAAUUGUGAUAGAAAAUAUCCUCACACAGAGUGCUAUGUCGCUUGGAGGAGAAACAAAAAGAGGUGGCGAUUCCUUGCAUGUGAAUUACCUCUUCGAGCACACCUUUUCGACCGUAAGGGAAAAAGACAUAGUUACGCUGUUCGAACAUAAUAAAAAAAUUUUCAAGUUGAGGCUGCUCUGGGAAGGAAGCAUCAUAGCUGAAGCAGAUUUGCACAUUCUGGAGAUGUUUUCCAUCAUGAGGAAUGAGGAAAAGAAGAGCCAUAAGAUUUUGUGUUUCAUUCCAACCGGUUCGGAUAAUAAGAACAUUAUCUUUUUAGAUGUAGACAUGUAUUAUCAGCGGACGAAAAUCGGUUCAGGUGAUCCCAUAUUUGAAACUAGCCAUAGAGUGGUUAGUCCCAAUUUCUGCGCUGAACAGCUAGCCGAAGAGAGCCCCCAUCAGGUGGACUUAGCAAAAUUGAAUUCUCCCACCAUGUGUGCAUCUGAAAAAGGAGCUUCUAACAAAAAGGAAUUAAUAAAAAGAACCCAGUCUGGACUCAUUGUGCAGAUCGUUAUGCAGCUCAUUACGCAGCUCAUUCUACAGCCCAUUGCACACAUGGGGAAGAUAACUGCACCUCGAUGCACAGAAGGACGAAUGGUACUCUCAUUGACAGCCGGGAGAGAAGAGACGGAUUGAAUGAAUCGCCAGUGCAGCGGCGAAUACGUUUUGUUGAGAAAUGGCCAGGAGGUUCUUUUGGCAAGUCCGGGGGGAGGAAAAGUCAGACGUGGUGGCCACACGGAUGAGGCGGAGGACACAGAUGAGGCGGACGACGCGGAUGAGACCAACUGUGCCGCGCCGAAGUCGAUCAUCCUGGUUGAUGACAUACUGGAAGGACACGCCUGCAGGGAAAACCCCAACAGGAAGCACAGCAGAAGGGCCGAGUACCAAAUCAAAGAUAAGGACAGAAAUGUGAAUCGAUGGAAAAACGACACCAGCCACAUCUACCUAACCGUUAACUGGGUAAUCCUUCCAGCGCGCUUGAUUAGAAAAAUGCUUAACAGACUGAGCGGGAAUGGAAAUGCGGAACGGAGGGGGGACGACGUGUUUGUAGCUGUUUACGUGGAGGUGCAUCAGAGGGUGGACCCCUCAGGUGGGAGUGACAGUAGAGGUAGUAGCGGCAGUAGAGGCGACGGGACAUACGAGCUGCUCUCCAGGUCCAUCCCGCAAAUGGUCAGCUGGGAAGAUGGGGACUCUUCCCCCAAGGGUAGCGAUGAACGUUUGGAAAGUUCGUACGAAGGAGGCGGUGGGGAAGAUGAAGACCAAUUCGAUAACGGUGCAAUAAAGCAUAGGGAAGUUAUCAAAUCGGAGAGUAGCCCAUACGUGGAGGGGAAGAUAACUGUGAAGGCUCUAAUAUCACUGAAUAACAUUUCUGAGGAUGUCACGAUUGGAGAGCACUUCUUUAAGAUAAAAAACAUUUUACACGAAAAUGAGGAUGUUGUGUUUUGCUGGGAGAGUCUGUUUCAUGGUGUUUAUGGAGAGAAUGCACUUUUUGAGAAGGAGGAAAAGGAAAGGAAAAUGCUUCUGGACAGCUCAGAUGUAAGGAUGGGUUCUACUGAACGGGUUCUAAUGAGAAAUAAAACUCAAAUAGUGAAACAUCCCAAGGAGGAAGUUGAAAAGUUAGCAAUCAUGCCACAGCUAUAUGAUGACAAAAGGGAGAAUGAAACGAUCAUUGGGAAAAAAUCCUCUAUAGAAAAAAAAAAAAAAGGAAAAUUCUAUCGUACAGUUCGAUAAAUGUUCAGAAAAACAACUUUGGACAAAUUAUUUGGGGAAGUGUUGAGGAGAGUAAACUACAGGAAAUAUGUGAAGGUUGGCACUCUCUUGGAUGCACUGAAUUCUUCAGUUUACUCCAAUUACAUGGACUACGUUAUCCGAUUGUUUCGACAUUAUGUAGGAGCAGACACGUCUCUGUUCUUCCCUGUGGAAAAUAUUUUAUUAAUUUUAGCCUUAAGAAAAUUGUCCUCUCAUUUUUCCAACGUCAUGAUGCAUUUAUUUCGAGAAGUCCAUCAGUCUAACGGAAGUGACAACUCCUUGGGUGUGGUCGAGUGGUCUCACUUCGUCAAGGAUAUACAGAAUAUGACACUUCUUCUACUGCCUCCUCAGUGGAGCAGCACCGGGAAGGAGAAGCUCCUUUACGAGUGAAUGGACAGAACGAACCUAGGAAAGGUUGACCCUUCUCCGUAUAGACUUUACGUGAAGGUGAAGAAAUUACUCAACGCGGUGACGUUAGUCAAGCAAAGGAUGGCAAUGUCGUUUCAAGUAGUGUUGAGCAAUUACGACUGGAUAAAAUCGGAUAGCUAUAUAAUAAAUAAAAUUCAGGCGGUAAGCAGGCCCCUUUUGAAUGACCCCCACUCGGGUAUCAACACGGCAGUUGUUUUGGCACUUCCAACCCGAGCGGAAAUGAGCAGAGUUUCCAACGCGACGAGUGCAGCGAGUGCAGCGAACGGAGAGAACGCAUCGAACGGAGAGAACUCAGCGAACGCAGCGAACCUUCCGGACCUUCUACUCAAGGCGAACACGAAAGGGGAGUCAUCUUAUGGUCUCUUGAAAAUGUGCUUGAGGAACUUGUCUCUACAGAUAUGCUUUUAUGAUGUGCCAUUUUGGAGCGACUCCUUGUCGGAAGAGUCACAUGCCAAUGACGAAGCCCUGGGGUGUAGCCUCUACCCGGGGGGUGGCCUCUACCCGGAGGGGCAACACGAGGGCAGGAUGACGAGGAUGACGAGGAAGACGCUCGUUGCCAGCACGUUCAUUCCGCUAACUGUUCUUUUGAAAAAGCAUAAGACCAAAGUUAGGGCGCCCCUGGUCAGCUCCCCAUUCUGCAGCAGUCCAGGAAGACGAAGCGACAUGGAGGUGGAAAUUCUCCUCAAGUACGACAGGGUCGACACAAGCGAGGUGCACCAAAAAAGGGACACACACAGGGGUGGGAAAAACGACGUUCAGAAAAUUGUGCAGAAAAUUGGGCAGAAAAAUUGGCAGAAAAUUGGGCAGACGAAAUUCACCCAGGUACGACCCACGCAGGAGCAAUCCAAGUUGCUCAAGUCCAAGCUGGAGACGUUCGCGAAUGGGAACAUCCAUGGGAAGGAGAGUCCACAUGAAUACGGCAUCGUGACUGACGGCCUAAAUAUCGACUCGUCCGUAGAAACGCAAUCGGGGCUCCGCCUAAGUGACGACUUUGAUCUGGCGGGGAGACACGACUCGGUUGACUUCUCUAAUAUUCCCCUGCUGACCCUUCCCAAAAUCCCCCCGCCCAUAUCGUAG
Messenger RNA from Plasmodium cynomolgi strain B, 10548 nucleotides. RefSeq lists its product as hypothetical. The record is from RefSeq and is a predicted model, not a curated record. NCBI's taxonomy places the organism in Eukaryota, Apicomplexa, Aconoidasida, Haemosporida, Plasmodiidae. The transcript has 10 exons. The coding region runs from base 1 to 6390 and encodes 2129 amino acids.